Messenger RNA from Cyclopterus lumpus (lumpfish), 3273 nucleotides. It is a transcript of the gene vps11, whose product is annotated as VPS11 core subunit of CORVET and HOPS complexes. Bases 125 to 2893 code for a protein of 922 amino acids. Gene Ontology annotation, biological process: intracellular protein transport; vacuole organization; vesicle-mediated transport. The record is from RefSeq and is a predicted model, not a curated record. Lineage: Eukaryota; Metazoa; Chordata; Actinopteri; Perciformes; Cyclopteridae. Gene Ontology annotation, molecular function: protein-macromolecule adaptor activity; protein binding. The transcript has 16 exons. Gene Ontology annotation, cellular component: HOPS complex; endosome.
GGCGCAGUCAGAGUGGGCUCGGCAAUAAACUCAAUGCUGCCAGGAGCAGUGACCGGGGAGGCCACGUGACUUUAGUGUCACAUGACAACGCCCUGUUAUUACCUAGCUUGCUAAUGCUAACAAAAUGGCAGCGUUCUUACAGUGGAGAAAAUUCGUCUUCUUUGACAAAGACACGGUGAAGGACCCUGUGGAUAAUGGGAAACACUUUGUUCUCCCGAGCGGAAUCUCGGCGUGUGACUCCGGCCGGGGUCACGUUGUUCUGGGAGAUAUGGAUGGCAAGAUCUGGCUUUUGACCCGCUCCCUGCAGUUGACAUCUUUUCAGGCUUACAAGUUGCGGGUAACGCACCUCUACCAGCUGAAGCAGCACAGCAUCCUUGUGUCAGUGGGGCAGGAUGAGCAAGGAAUAAACCCUCUUGUGAAGGUCUGGAACCUUGAAAAGAGAGACAGUGGAAAUCCUCCGUGCACAAGGAUUUUCCCCGCAAUUCCCGGCAACAAACCGACAGAGGUGUCUUGCCUCGGUGUGCAUGAAAACCUCAACUUCAUGGCUAUUGGUUUCACUGAUGGAAGCGUGGUUUUAACUAAAGGUGACAUCACCAGAGAUCGUCACAGUAAAACUCUGACUCUGCACGAGGGAACCAGCCCAGUCACAGGCCUCGCUUUCCGCCAGGUGGCAAAGGUCACGCAUCUGUUUGUUGCCACUCUGGAGAAAGUCCAUUGCUACACCUUAUCCAUCAAGGAGUACCCGAAAGUAGAGCUGGAUACACACGGCUGUGCGCUGCGCUGCUCCUCCCUGGCAGACCCUUCCCAGGACUCCCAGUUCAUUGUAGCCGGUGAGGAAUGCGUGUACCUGUACCAGCCUGACGAACGAGGGCCCUGCUUCGCCUUCGAUGGACACAAGCUGUUGGCCCACUGGCACCGCGGAUAUCUGUUUUUACUCAUCAGGGAUGCCAAGUCGCCCAACAAGACAGAGUUUGGUAGCAGCUCUCCAUCAGACAAACAGCUUCUCACCAUCUAUGACCUGGACAACAAGUUCAUUGCCUACAGCGCCCCCUUUGAUGACGUUGUGGAUGUGGUGGCGGAGUGGGGAUCCUUCUACAUCCUCACCAGAGAUGGAAGGAUGUUUGUUCUUCAGGAGAAAGACACACAGACCAAACUAGAGAUGCUGUUUAAGAAGAACCUGUUUGUGAUGGCCAUAAACCUGGCUAAGAGCCAGCACCUGGACAGUGACGGGCUGUCGGAGAUCUUCAGACAGUACGGUGAUCACCUUUACCUUAAGGGAGACCAUGACGGGGCCAUCCAGCAGUACAUCCGCACCAUUGGGAAACUGGAGCCCUCGUAUGUCAUCAGGAAAUUCUUGGACGCACAAAGGAUCCACAACCUGACCGCAUAUCUGCAGGCCCUGCACAGACAGUCACUGGCCAACGCAGACCACACCACACUGCUCCUGAACUGUUACACCAAGCUGAAGGACAGCUCCAAGCUGGAGGAGUUCAUUAAGAGCAGUGAAAGUGAGGUCCACUUCGAUGUUGAGAUCGCCAUCAAGGUUCUCCGGCAGGCUGGCUACCACAACCACGCUGUCUUCUUGGCUGAGAAACACAUGCACCAUGAAUGGUACCUUAAGAUCCAGCUGGAAGACCUCAAGAACUAUCAGGAAGGGCUGCGUUACAUUGGACGUCUGCCUUUUGAACAAGCUGAGAGCAACAUGAAGCGUUACGGGAAAACACUGAUGCACCAUGUUCCUGAAGGCACCACGCUGCUGCUGAAGGGUUUAUGCACCAACUACCAACCCAGCGGAGAAGCUUCGGACAGCCUGGAUAGAGGUUGGGCCAACAAGGCCAACUCCGAGGAAUUCAUCCCGAUUUUUGCCAACAACCCUCGGGAGCUGAAGGCCUUCCUGGAGCACAUGAUGGAGGUGGACUCCCGUUGUUCCCAGGGAGUGUAUGACACAUUGCUGGAGCUCCGGCUACAGGACUGGGCACAUGAAGAGGACCCUGUGAGAAAAAAAGUCCUGCAGGGGGAAGCUGUAUCCCUGUUGAGGAGUGACAGCACCGUGUUUGAUAAGGCCCUGGUCCUCUGCCAAAUGCACAACUUCAAAGAAGGCGUCCUCUACCUUUAUGAGAAGGGUAAACUAUACCAGCAGAUUAUGCACUACCACAUGCAGAAUGAGGAGUAUGGGAAAGUAGUCGAGGCCUGCCAGCGCUAUGGUGACCAGGAGGGUUGCCUAUGGGAGCAGGCGUUGGGAUACUUUGCCAGGAAAGAAGAGGACUGCAAGGCCUACAUCAGUGAGGUCCUACACCACAUUGACCAAAACAACCUGAUGCCUCCAUUACUUGUGGUGCAAACGCUGGCACACAACUCGACAGCCACGCUCUCUGUCAUCAAGGACUACCUCAUCAAUAAGCUGCAGAGGGAGAGCCAGCAGAUAGAGGACGACGAACGCAAAAUCCACCAGUACCGCGAAGAAACGGCUCACCUCCGCUCUGAGAUCCAGGAGCUCAAAACGAGUGCUAAGAUAUUCCAGAAAACCAAGUGUAACAUGUGCAACAGCCCCCUGGAGCUUCCGUCUGUUCAUUUCCUGUGCAGCCACUCCUUCCACCAACACUGCUUCGAAAGCUACGCCGAGAGUGAGGCCGAGUGCCCAACAUGCACUCCCGAGAACCGCAAAGUCAUGGACAUGCUGCGUGCCCAGGACCAGAAGCGCGACUUGCAUGACCAUUUCAACAGACAGUUACGCAGCUCUAAUGAUGGCUUCUCGGUCGUGGCUGACUAUUUUGGUCGAGGAGUGUUUAACAAACUGACUCUGGUCACCGACCCACCUGGCACUAAAACUGUGGGGAGCCUGGAAGUGAGCCUGCAGAGAGACCUUCUCGUCCACACUAAGAGAAAUUGCUGAGAAACUCCGCUUGUGAUGGCGGUCUGAAUCCCUCCUGAGCAGGAACUUUGUGUGCAGCCUCUCCGCACUAUGCUUUGCCACUUUGUUUAGCAGUGGCCUGCUUUGAGAAGCUGUGAUGGACCCUAACCAUGUUCCUAGUCAUGAAGCGCUGGGGACUGUAUAAAUGUACUUUAGUUAAAAACAUGUGAUACUGUGUCUUAAACCCUGCUGAGUUCCACUUUUGAGCAUUUUGCUUUUGAUGUGUUUGCUUGUACUAAUUAUUCAUCUAGCACAUAACACUCAAAUUGUUCAACUGUCUGUCAAUGAUGAAAUUACUUGAUGUCUGCCACUAUAACUUGAGGAUUCAAAUUGUGAAUAAAGUCAUUAAGUGAUUAAGUCUU